This is a messenger RNA of Vitis riparia (riverbank grape), 2125 nucleotides long. Its product is annotated as metal transporter Nramp6-like. The coding region runs from base 271 to 1914 and encodes 547 amino acids. Gene Ontology annotation, cellular component: membrane. Gene Ontology annotation, biological process: metal ion transport. The record is from RefSeq and is a predicted model, not a curated record. Gene Ontology annotation, molecular function: cadmium ion transmembrane transporter activity; manganese ion transmembrane transporter activity. The transcript is spliced from 15 exons. NCBI's taxonomy places the organism in Eukaryota, Viridiplantae, Streptophyta, Magnoliopsida, Vitales, Vitaceae.
CGGAGAGAUCCGAUUCUGUGAUUCCUCCAUCUCCAUGCAGACGCCCUUCCUUUUUUGAGAGAGAAAAUGUGUAUCCCAGCUGGGAAUGAUCAACUAAUUGAGAAAAUGUGUACCCAGUUGGGAAUUAUCAACUAAUUAUUGUGAAAAAGUCGCCGAUACUCAUUUCUAUAUAAACACAAGUAGAGGAUUGUAUAAAAAGAGCGAGGAGGCCCGACACCCUCCCACUCCGAAGCAGCGGCACUUAGGUAGAGAAGAAGGAGGUUGGCCAUAAUGGCUUCCACGCCGGUGCAACCACAGUUCAUUGCAAGCACUGGGAAUAGAAGUUUAUCAAAUGCGCUACUCAUCGAGAAUACCGAAUCUGAUCAGAUUGUUGUGCCUGAUAGGAAAAGCUGGAAAAACUUAUUUGCAUAUAUGGGUCCUGGGUUUCUUGUGUCUAUUGCAUAUAUUGAUCCUGGAAAUUUUGAGACUGAUCUCCAAUCAGGAGCACAGUACAAGUAUGAGUUACUUUGGAUCAUAUUAGUGGCCUCAUGUGCUGCCUUCAUUAUUCAAUCCUUAGCAGCCAACCUGGGGGUAGUAACAGGAAAGCAUUUAGCAGAGCACUGCAGAAUUGAAUAUCCAAAGGUGCCUAACUUCAUCCUAUGGGUUCUUGCUGAAAUUGCUGUAGUUGCAUGUGACAUUCCUGAAGUGAUUGGAACAGCCUUUGCAUUGAACAUGCUCUUCAAUAUUCCUGUGUGGUGUGGUGUUCUUCUUACAGGGCUUAGUACAUUGGUUCUUCUAGCUUUACAGCAAUAUGGGGUUAGAAAACUUGAAUUCUUUAUUGCUUUUCUCGUACUUACAAUUGCUGCAUGCUUCUUUGUGGAGCUUGGCUAUGCAAAACCCAAUUCUUCAGAAGUCUUGCGUGGACUCUUUGUUCCACAACUCAAAGGAAAUGGUGCUACUGGUCUUGCAAUUUCCCUCCUUGGUGCUAUGGUUAUGCCGCACAAUCUCUUCCUUCACUCAGCAUUGGUGCUUUCCAGGAAAAUACCACGAUCUGUUCGUGGCAUCAAAGAGGCUUGCAGAUUUUAUAUGAUAGAAAGUGGCUUUGCUCUUAUGGUGGCAUUUCUCAUUAAUGUCUCUGUUAUAUGUGUAAGCGGUGCAGUUUGCAGUUCCUCAAAUUUGAACCCGGAUGAUCAGGAGAGUUGCAAAGAUUUGGACCUGAACAAAGCCUCAUUUUUACUCAGAAAUGUAUUAGGUAAAUGGAGCUCAAAGCUUUUUGCUAUUGCUUUGCUAGCAUCUGGUCAGAGUUCUACGAUCACAGGAACAUAUGCAGGGCAAUAUGUAAUGCAGCCAGUUCUGGUGAAUUGUGGCUUUCUUGAUUUACGUCUACAACCAUGGAUCCGGAAUUUUUUAACUCGAUGCUUGGCAAUAAUCCCAAGUUUAAUUGUUGCAAUUAUUGGCGGCUCAUCUGGGGCUGGAAAGCUGAUUAUCAUUGCAUCUAUGAUCUUAUCAUUUGAACUCCCUUUUGCUCUCAUUCCACUUCUCAAGUUCACCAGCUGCAAGAUUAAGAUGGGUGCAUAUGUCAAUUCGACCAUGAUUACAGCCAUCACUUGGAUCAUCGGUUCCCUUCUCAUGGCCAUAAAUAUAUACUAUCUUGCAUCCAGUUUCAUCAAGUUGCUUCUUCACAGCCAUUUAAAGCUGGUGGCUGCCGUGUUUGCUGGAAUAUUUGGAUUUUCAGGUAUGACAGUGUAUGUGUGUGGUAUUGGAUACCUGGUGUUCCGAAAAAAUAAGAAGGCUACACACCUUUUGGCAUUAGCAACAGCAGAAAAUGGAGAGCUGACAAAUGAUGUAGGUGGUGCAUCAAUGGAUUGCCUCCCAAGAGAAGACAUAGUUAGCAUGCAGUUGCCUCAGAGAAGGGUUACGGUAGAUGUUGACUGAUACAUAGUUGGAAUUCUGGAAAAUGAUUUUUCUUUUUGUUUUGCUAAGCUAAUGCUGCUAAGGUGUGCUAUAUAAUAAGUAACUCUUGGGGUCGUAUUUGUACAUCCAAACUAUGGAGAGUCCAGUUUAGUAGCUUCAAUCUCUUGUGAUUCAGUACUUACAGUUAAAUUACCUGCAAAAUCUGCUAUGAAUUUUGUUUUUCCUUUUCUCA